This is a messenger RNA of Bursaphelenchus xylophilus (pine wood nematode), 1303 nucleotides long. The record is from the annotation of a GenBank genome assembly. Lineage: Eukaryota; Metazoa; Nematoda; Chromadorea; Rhabditida; Aphelenchoididae.
AUGGAUGACUAUGAGGUCCGAAGGAAUAUCUGGGAAUCCACCAUCCCCAUCGAAUUCAGACUUGGUCCGGAUAUUGUGCAUUCGGUGAAACCUACUUUUGUAAGUUUUACCUUUAUUUUUUGAUGCAGAUUAUGUCGCUUUAGCAUCCAAAAAAUAUUUUUUAGUUAAUGUUGAAACGGGUCGAUUAUUUUCCUUUGGUCAUGGAUAAAGUCUUACAAAAUUUUACGAAUAUCAGUAGCACUGUCCGGGAAAUGGAGGAUAUCUGGCUGGAAUGCAAUGGAAAACCUCUUAAGUGGUGAGUCAGUCUAAAGUAAGAUGAUUUUUUUGUUUUUCUCUAGGCAUUAUCCUGUUGGCGUCCUUUAUGAUCUACACUCAGGCCCAGAACAGCUUCCAUGGACUGUGACGGUCAGAUUAAAGGUAAGGUUGGCUUGCAACGUCUCUAUUUUUCGAUUUUUUCUAGGGCUUUCCGGAUGAUCUCGUUCGGAAAGAGGAAAUGAGGAAUCUAUUUCUCCAGACGAUAAAAGAAGCCGAUCAACUGAAGCAUCGAGGGAAUAUUAUAUCAGAGAUGAAGGCCGACGAGCACUCGCGUCUUUUCGAGUCCAUUUCCCAAGGUAUUUUUAAUAAUUUUUGAUUUUUUUUUGGCUUCUUUAUGACCCAUAUGCCCUUACUUUUUCUCAUGAAAUAUGAGAUUACGUGAAGAACAUCUGGCACUAUAAAUUUUGUUGAUUUACAGGGCGAUUCGACGAUUUUUGGUCGAUAAAUUCGAGAUUGAUGGAUGAAAAUAUGUUUAAUCUUCCGAUUAAAGUUUAUUUGGUAAGUGUUUAAUCUAAUAAUGUUAUUUUUAAUCUACUUCCAGCCUAAUCAAACGAUGAAACAACUCCUUAUUGGUAUAAAAAACGAAGAGGAUGAAGAAAACACCCUCCAAAAUGUAAUAUCAGCGGCUUCGGAAGGUAAAGAAGAAGAUAUUCAAAUAAUUUCUCAUGGGGUACCCCUCCCACAUCACACUCCACUCCUUUGGCUCGCCAGAAACAUGUCUUAUCCGGACAAUUUCAUCCAUCUCAUCUUCAAAUCUAAAUAAUUCAGAGAUUUUUUUGUAAAAUUUAGUCAUCAUUAUAUUGUACGGUAAAUUAUUUUAAUUAUUAAAAAUAGUGUGCUUUUUGGUCUCAUGCUUUCGUAAAAUGGCUAAUAAAUCUAUUUUUUAGCCUCCAAGUGAUGAGCAAAUCAUCUUCUUGCAGCCUCCGGACAGCCGCCAGAUCUGCGGCUUUUCUUUGGCCAAGGUCAACCAAAGAUUGAAGAGGCCUAG